Messenger RNA from Felis catus (domestic cat), 2711 nucleotides. It is a transcript of the gene CSNK2A1, whose product is annotated as casein kinase 2 alpha 1. NCBI's taxonomy places the organism in Eukaryota, Metazoa, Chordata, Mammalia, Carnivora, Felidae. The coding region runs from base 262 to 1437 and encodes 391 amino acids. The record is from RefSeq and is a predicted model, not a curated record. Gene Ontology annotation, cellular component: protein kinase CK2 complex; cytosol; nucleus. Gene Ontology annotation, molecular function: ATP binding; protein serine/threonine kinase activity. Gene Ontology annotation, biological process: protein phosphorylation. The transcript is spliced from 13 exons.
AAGGGGGUUUCCGCUUCCGGCAGCGGCGGCUGCAGCCUCGCUCUGGUCCCUGCGGCUGGCGGCCGAGCCGUGUGUCUCCUCCUCCGCCGCCGCCAUAUUGUCUGUGUGAGGAGAGGGGAGAGCGGCCGCCGCCGCUGCCGCUUCCACCACAGUUUGAAGAAAACAGGUCUGAAACAAGGUCAUACCCCCAGCUGCUUCUGAACACAUUGACUGCCAGAUCUCCAAACAUCAAGUCCACCUUCAUUCGCCAACCUGUCUGACAUGUCGGGACCCGUGCCAAGCAGGGCCAGAGUUUACACAGAUGUUAAUACGCACAGACCCCGAGAGUACUGGGAUUAUGAGUCACAUGUGGUGGAGUGGGGUAAUCAAGAUGACUACCAACUCGUUCGAAAAUUAGGCCGGGGUAAAUACAGUGAAGUAUUUGAAGCCAUCAACAUCACAAAUAAUGAAAAAGUUGUUGUUAAAAUUCUCAAGCCAGUAAAGAAGAAGAAAAUCAAGCGUGAAAUAAAGAUUUUGGAGAAUUUACGAGGCGGUCCCAAUAUCAUCACACUGGCAGACAUUGUAAAAGACCCUGUGUCACGAACCCCUGCCUUGGUUUUUGAACACGUAAACAACACAGACUUCAAGCAAUUGUACCAGACGUUAACAGACUAUGAUAUUCGAUUUUACAUGUAUGAGAUUCUGAAGGCCCUGGAUUAUUGUCACAGCAUGGGAAUUAUGCACAGAGAUGUGAAGCCCCAUAAUGUCAUGAUUGAUCACGAGCACAGAAAGCUACGACUAAUAGACUGGGGUUUGGCUGAGUUUUACCAUCCUGGCCAAGAAUACAAUGUCAGAGUUGCUUCCCGAUACUUCAAAGGUCCUGAGCUACUUGUAGACUAUCAGAUGUAUGAUUAUAGUUUGGAUAUGUGGAGCUUGGGUUGUAUGCUGGCAAGUAUGAUCUUCCGGAAGGAGCCAUUUUUCCAUGGACAUGACAAUUAUGAUCAGUUGGUGAGGAUAGCCAAGGUUCUGGGGACAGAAGAUUUAUAUGACUAUAUUGACAAAUACAACAUUGAAUUAGAUCCACGUUUCAAUGAUAUCUUGGGCAGACACUCCCGUAAGCGAUGGGAACGCUUUGUCCACAGUGAAAACCAGCACCUUGUCAGCCCCGAGGCCUUGGAUUUCUUGGACAAGCUGCUGCGAUAUGACCACCAGUCACGGCUUACCGCAAGAGAGGCCAUGGAGCACCCCUAUUUCUAUACUGUUGUGAAGGACCAGGCUCGAAUGGGCUCAUCUAGCAUGCCGGGGGGCAGUACGCCUGUCAGCAGCGCCAAUAUGAUGUCAGGGAUUUCUUCAGUGCCAACCCCUUCACCCCUUGGACCUCUGGCAGGCUCACCAGUGAUUGCUGCUGCCAACCCCCUUGGGAUGCCUGUUCCAGCUGCCGCUGGCGCUCAGCAGUAACGGCCCCUUCUGUCUCCUGAUGCCUAAGCAGAGGUGGGGGAGUCGACGCUCUCCUUGAUGCAGCUUGCGCCUGGCGGGGAGGGGUGAAAUACUUCAGAAGCACCGUGUCUGAACCGUUGCUUGUGGAUUUAUAGUAGUUCAGUCAUAAAAAAAAAAAAAUUAUAAUAGGCUGAUUUUCUUUUUUUUUCCUUUUUUUUUUCCUUUUCUUUUUUUUUUUAACUCGAACUUUUCAUAACUCAGGGGAUUCCCUGAAAAAUUACCUGCAGGUGGAAUAUUUCACGGACAAAAUUUUUCCCCCCUUUUAAAUUUAAUUUCUCAUCACUAAAGAACAAAGAUGAACCAGCCUCAAUCCCGGCUGCUGCAUUUGGGUGGAGAUCUCUUCCCAUGUCCAUCAUUGCUCCCCCACCAUCCCACACUUUGGGGGAUUUAUAUCUCAUGCUCUUCUCCAGAGAUUAUAAAAAUGUAGCUUCUUCAAGGGAGGUGGGAAGGAAGAAGGAAGGGAGGACCCAACCUACAAGAGCGUUGUGCUGCUGGUCACUUUUAUCACUUUACUCCAAGUGCUUCAGUGGGGUUGUCAUGGUGAAUCUAGUGGAAAUAUGUCUUAGUUUCACUGAGAUGCUGAAUAUCACCUACCCAAAGUGCAGACAGGUCCUGAAAACUUCAACCUGAAUCAUGUCUUAUUAACCGAGCCCUAAAUCCAACUCACUUAGACUUCUAGUUUCAGUUUAGUUUAAAAUGUUAAUACCUUCCCUCCCAGUCUCCUUACCUUGGUCCUCUCCGCCUUCAUCUCCCCACAUGCUCUGUAGCUGGUGGGAGGGGGAGGCAAAAUCUUUUCCAGUUUUCUUUGACUUGGCCAUUUUGAAUUCAGUUAGUUACUGGGCUUAACUUAUUGCUUUUUGCAAAAGAAACAAACAUUGUCUAUAUAGGUUUCAUGCUAGCAACUCUUUCAGAGCUAAUGGAAGAUGUGGCCACACGGAGUUUCAUUUUAAGCUUCCUGCCUUCUUUUCUUCCUUUCUUCCCCUUCCUUCACAUGGCCAUCCAGUGAGAAGACCUGCCCCUCAGUCUUGUAAAUGUAUCUGAGAGGUAGGAGCAGAGCCACUAUCUCCAGUGAAACUGAAAUGGUAGACCUGUAAUUGUGGGAAAACUAUAAACUCUCUUGUUACAGCCCUGCCACCCCUUGCUGUGUGUAUAUAUAUAAUACUUUGUCCUUCACAUGUGAAAGAUCCAGUGUUGGAAUUCUUUGGUGUAAAUAAACGUUUGGUUUUAUUUAUCAA